UGUAGACAAAAAAAUCGGAUUUGAGCUUUAAGACCUGCAGUGUGAACGUAGCCAUAGUUAGAAUCGUAGGGCUGGCUUCCCUGACGACCAAAAAGAUAUCCAAGCACCCCGGAUGUUCCCAUUCCAGUCCAGAAGCCUCCUCCUGUUCCAGGAGCUGCCUGGCCUCCUGGGUACUGGUGCCUGUGAGUGUAAUCACUGUGGAAACAUGCAUGAACUGAGUGUGAAGGAGAUCUGGAACAGAUUCGGUUUGUAAUAUUAGAACAUCAGGACGAUGUCUCCCAGCUAAAAACAAAGGGAGAUGUCAAAAAUUCAACAUUAACUGAAUUUCUGAAUUUUUUGAGAAAUUCCUGGAUGCAGAUCAGGAUCAACUCCAAACUAAAACCAGUUCUAAGUCCGAGCAAAUAUCUUCAAAUGUUCUUUAGAUCAUUGAGAAAGAUGUCCCACGGGAGAGGCGGAGCCUGCGAUUGGUCAGCAGGUCUGACUUCAGGAGUCCAAACCUGGACGUUUUCAAGGACGAUUUAUUCGAUUCGUCAUGUUUGAUAUGAGGGGCUUUAGGACCCUGUGGAAGAAGUCUCUGCUGACACACACCUCCUCUGUAUUCAGCGCACAUGCCUCUUCUCUCCUCCUCCUCCUCCUCCUCUCCACCUCCUCUCUGCAGGAGAAUCAUUCUCGGAGCAGACGGACACCUGCCUGCCCGCCUGCCUCUCUCCUCUUACGGCUUUUUUGGAAAUACGGAGCUUCGCAUCGGGAACCCGCCGCCUCUCAGCCCGCUCAGAGCGCACCCAACGCGGCUGCGGGACGGCCGCGGGGGUCGCUGUCACGCCUGGAUGCGCAGAUGGAUGGACGAUGAAUGGAUGGACGGCUCUCGUGUCUCACCUUGGGAGCAAAGUUCAGUAUGCAAUGCCUGACCCUUGACCUCUGACCUCUCUGAGAGACCCCUUGAGGAGGAAACGAGUUCUGAGGAGAGAUGGAAGGUGGAGGAAACAAGGAGAGCCGAGGAGAAGAGCCUGAAACCUCCUCCGGGCUUGGGAGAGUCUCACGGAGAGGAGGAGGAGAAGCCUGCAGACAAAAUGGCCUGAUCAACACGCACAGACUGGGGGCGGAGCCUCGGGAGGUGCUACUGUCAGUGUACUCUGCUCCUCAGUAUCAGGGUCACGUGGUGGUGAGCACCUCCCCUCAGCAGGAGCACAGCAGGGGUCCUCCCCAGCUUCUGAACCCCAGCACUCUCCUGCCCCAGCAUGGGGUGCCAGACCCUCGCCUCAGGCCGGCCCCCCGCCUCUUCCUGUGCCCGGAGAGUGUCCUGCGGGCCUGGGGGGAGGCUGGGGGAGGCGACUGCUGUGAGACCACCUUCAUAGAGGGACUUGGACCAGAAGCCUCCUCUUCUUCUGCCGCCGCCGUCUCCACAAAGGAGGUGCUGCUGUUUGCUGACGGGAAGUAUCUGGAGUUUUCUGGUGAGGAGGCAAAGAUUCACACACUGUCCUAUGACAUCGACGACGAUGACGACUUCCAGGAGCUCGAGAGCGAUUACUCCAGCGAAUCAGAGAGCGAGGACGCCUUCCUGCUGAUGCCUCCCAGAGAUCACCUGGGCCUCAGCGUCUUCUCCAUGCUCUGCUGCUUCUGGCCGCUCGGCAUCGCCGCCUUCUACCUGUCACACGAGACCAACAAGGCAGUUUCCAAAGGAGACUUUCACCUGGCCAGCUCCAGCUCCAGGCGGGCUCUCUUCCUCGCCGUCCUGUCAAUUACCAUCGGGACAGGUAUCUAUGUGGGCGUGGCCGUGGCGCUCAUCGCCUACCUCUCCAAGAAUCACCACUGGUAGCCUAAGAUCACGGAGCGAACCCUCACCUUCCCCUGGAGUUCAGCUCCCCAGUGAGUGUUUUCAGCAUGUUGGCCGUCAUCUCGAACUGGAGAACUUCCUGUGAGCGCACGAUGGCGUCGGACACCCCGCUGUGCUGUUCUGAAGGGCCAAUCGGAUCCAAGGAGAGGAGAUGUGUGAGAAACAAAGAACCAGCAGCAUUUUUUAAAGCUUCUGCUGGCGUUAGUUUGUUUAAAAGAACAUUUUUGGUGUGAUUACUCUCAUUUCCAUCAUCCAAACUGCACUGAAUCAUCACUUUAACUGUAUCUGCAUGAAAAGUUCUUCAUUACUGUUGGAGGACGUGAAUCAAAAAGCUCGAAUAAACCCUGGAGGUGAUGUUAA
Maylandia zebra (zebra mbuna) is the source of this 2194-nucleotide messenger RNA. The record is from RefSeq and is a predicted model, not a curated record. NCBI's taxonomy places the organism in Eukaryota, Metazoa, Chordata, Actinopteri, Cichliformes, Cichlidae.